AUGCCAAAAGACGACAGUAAGAAGGCUUCCAAGGCGCCAGCUCGAUGUGUUACCAUGGAGCAUAUGAAGAGUCGCGGCCAGCAUUUCUUGGCCAACCCUCUCAUCAUCCAGGGGAUCAUAGACAAGGCAGACAUCAGGGCAACAGAUGUCGUGCUUGAGAUUGGUCCAGGAAAUGGCGCGCUGACAGCGAAGCUGCUGGAAAAGGCCAAGAAGGUGAUAGCGAUCGAGUUGGAUACCAGGUGGGCGGCGGAGCUGCAGAAGCGAUUUGGAGUGAUGCACGGCAACAAGCUUGAGAUCAUCAACAAUGAUGUGCUUCGAGUCGACCUGCCCUUCUUCGACAUCUGUGUCGCAAACUUGCCAUAUCAGAUCUCUGCUCCCAUCACCAACAAGCUUCUCAUGCAUCGCCCGCAGUUCAGAUGCGCCGUGCUCAUGUUUCAGCGUGAGUUUGCUCUGCGUCUUUGUGCGAAGCCAGGCGACGAGCUGUACUGCCGCCUGUCGCUCAACACGAGUCUGCUAGCAGAGGUGCAGCAUCUGAUCAAGGUAGGAAAGAACAACUUCAAGCCUCCUCCCAAGGUCGAGUCUUCGGUCGUCCGCAUCACCCCGCGCAGCAACCCUCCUGCGAUCAACUACAUGGAGUGGGACGGGCUGAUCAGAUUGGCGUUCGGCAGGAAGAACAAGACGCUCGGAGCUACCUUCAGGCAGAAGGAUGUGAUCGACCUCUUGAAGAACAAUUACAACAUGCAUGCUGCCAUCAUGAAGUCUAAGAACGCUUCUUCGGGUGACGUCACCAUGGGCGAUCAGUCCUCAGGGAAGGAAGAGAAGAAGUUUGAUGAAGUGAAGCAGACGAUCUUAGAGAUCCUGGAGGCCGAGAACAUGUCUGAGCAACGUCCGGCAAAGUUGGAUGUUGACCAUUUCUUGACAUUGCUCAACGCGUUUAACGUCAAAGGAUUUCAUUUUGCAUGA
Molecule: messenger RNA, 963 nt
Organism: Guillardia theta CCMP2712
Lineage: Eukaryota; Cryptophyceae; Pyrenomonadales; Geminigeraceae
Exons: 6
Coding region: 1-963 (320 amino acids)
Biological process (GO): rRNA methylation
Cellular component (GO): mitochondrial matrix
Molecular function (GO): rRNA (adenine-N6,N6-)-dimethyltransferase activity
Source: RefSeq, a predicted model, not a curated record